UGGGAGAAAACAAAUUUAAAUUUGCACUUUGUGAUGUCAGCAGUUGUAAAGAUUAACUUCUGUUUGUUCAACUAUCUUUCCAUUUAACCAGAAACUUGCAAAUCAGUAAAACUACUGCUUUCAUUAAAAUUGUUCUCCAGAAUUGCUCAGUGGCGGUUCCAUAUAGGGAAAUAUAUCAUAGCACUUGUUCUUGUAAUGUAUAAUUAUUACAUUGUGUUACACAUUAUAUUAUAUACCAUAAUAUAUUUUAUAUAUUUUUAUUUGAGCAGGCUGGUUCUUUAAAUAGAUUCCUCUGCCAAUGUGACUAACCAGAAUCACUACUUCAUGACUACUUGAGAUGGUGCUUAUCAAAUGAAUAAGGAAUUUAACUCAUGUUUCAGAAGAAGGAACUCACAGGGGAUAAAGGCAGGGGAAAGCAAAUCACGAAGCUAAUUAAAUGAAUUGCCUCAUUAUUAAGACUGAGAAAUAAUGAUAUUGCACAGAAACACGUGGAAAAAAAUGUAAAUGUCUGAAUAAAAGCAUGUUUAGGUUUAGGUGUAUGUUUUAUUUCGUCAGGGGCAGAUAUGAUGUAUCACAGAUUAUCUUGCAGUAUUAGACUGCGUUUCACUUAAUUAUCGUAUCAUGAUUGCUGCUGUGCGAAAUGUAUUUUGAUGGCAGUGCACUGCAAGUUAUUUUUCCCUGUGUGGCGUCCUGUGUAUGUUCACGUCUUUGUUUUUGUUUUUACCGACAGCCCAAAUCUGCAGAGCAGAUUCUCGAGGCUUUGGAUUCUGGCAAUCGAAACAGGACACAGCACCCGACUGAUAUGAACGCCACCUCUUCUCGUUCCCAUGCUGUAUUUCAGAUAUAUUUGAGACAGCAGGACAAAACUGCCAGCCUCAAUCAUAAUGUAUGUGUUGCCAAAAUGAGCCUGAUUGACUUGGCAGGCUCAGAGAGAGCCAGUGCCACCAACGCUAAAGGGGCACGCUUACGAGAAGGCGCUAACAUCAACCGUUCACUCCUCGCCCUGGGAAAUGUCAUCAAUGCUCUUGCUGACCCAAAGGUGAGUGAAAGUGAAUGACUACUUUACAAUCACAACUGUUUCUGAGAGCCAUUUAAAACCUUUUAAAAACAUUUAAAAAACUUAGUAACAUUAAGAAAAAACAAUGAGUUGAUAAUAUUGUUUCCUAACUGGCAAAUAAAAGGUUUGGAUGGUUACUAUAAGGCAGCACCUGAUGUUUUAAAACUGUAAUAUUGCAGUAAACAGAACCCUUAACUAUAAGUAUGCUCAACUCAUUGUACACGUCUCGGCUUAAGCGGCUGCCAUAUUGCAGAGUACAAGGGUUGAAUAUGUUUGUUAUAAAAGGAGACAUUUUUGACCUCAAUUCUCAAACCCAAAAAUCUAUACAGGCCAUAAAACAGCCUUUUAAUGCCAAUUAUAUUAGAUAUUAGAUUUAGGAUUGUUUAAUUUUUAUUUUUUUUAAAGAAAAUAAUUUCCAAAUUUUAAGAUAAAGUAUACAUUUCUUAUCUUACCUUACUAGCCUUUUAGGUUAUAUAUAGGCUCUAUAUAUAUGUUUAUUAACAUUACUAAUAGGGCUGGGCGAUAUAUCGAGUUUUUUAAAAAUAUCGAUAUAUUUUCAUACGAGAUAUAAGA
Haplochromis burtoni (Burton's mouthbrooder) is the source of this 1630-nucleotide messenger RNA. RefSeq names its product kinesin-like protein KIF18A. The transcript has 2 exons. Gene Ontology annotation, biological process: mitotic spindle organization; microtubule-based movement. Gene Ontology annotation, molecular function: ATP binding; microtubule binding; microtubule motor activity. The coding region runs from base 641 to 1057 and encodes 138 amino acids. The record is from RefSeq and is a predicted model, not a curated record. NCBI's taxonomy places the organism in Eukaryota, Metazoa, Chordata, Actinopteri, Cichliformes, Cichlidae.